This is a messenger RNA of Exophiala mesophila, 2544 nucleotides long. RefSeq names its product farnesyl-diphosphate farnesyltransferase. Gene Ontology annotation, molecular function: squalene synthase [NAD(P)H] activity. Bases 158 to 1627 code for a protein of 489 amino acids. The transcript has 3 exons. NCBI's taxonomy places the organism in Eukaryota, Fungi, Ascomycota, Eurotiomycetes, Chaetothyriales, Herpotrichiellaceae. Gene Ontology annotation, biological process: farnesyl diphosphate metabolic process; ergosterol biosynthetic process. The record is from RefSeq and is a predicted model, not a curated record. Gene Ontology annotation, cellular component: endoplasmic reticulum membrane.
GCCGCGAUUUUUGCGGUGUCUCGAUCGCUGAGGUUCUAGAAAUUUUUACUCUAAAGCCUGCUUGUAUAUAAACAUCCUCGAACCCACACACUCCUCCCCCCCGAGUACACAGCAAACUUCCUCUUUCCCUUCCUCAAAGCCAUUCCUUGUCGCCGAAAUGAAGGCCUCAGAUAUCAUCUACUAUAUGCUGCAUCCAGAUGAGUUUCGAUCAAUAUGUCAAUGGAAAGUGUGGCAUAAUCCUGUGCAUGAGAGAAGAGAAUCGCGGGAAUCCGAGUCCCUGAAGAAAUGUUUCUUCUACCUUGAAAAGACCUCUCGCAGCUUCUCUGCUGUCAUCCAAGAGUUACACCCAGAUCUCCUCGUCCCCGUCUGCCUUUUCUACCUCAUCCUGCGCGGACUUGACACCAUUGAAGAUGACACGUCGAUUUCUGCAAAGACCAAAGAGCCUUUGCUUCGGGAUUUUUAUAAUAACCUCGAAGUUGAUGGCUGGCAUUUCGACGGCAACAGACCAGAAGAGAAGGACCGGGAGCUGCUCGUCAAUUUUGAUUGUGUCAUCCAAGAGUUCAAACAGAUACCCGCGGCGUACAAAGAGAUCAUCAUCGACAUCACCAACAAGAUGGGCAACGGAAUGGCGGAUUAUUGUCUGAAUGCCGAGUUCAAUGAGCACGGGGUCAACACGAUAGAGGACUAUGACAUGUACUGCUACUACGUGGCGGGGCUGGUGGGCGAUGGUCUGACGAGGAUGUUUGUUGAGAGCAAGUUUGGAAACCCGGCAUUGCUCGAAAGAGAGUCGCUUCACCGGUCCAUGGGAUUGUUCUUGCAAAAGGUCAACAUUAUCCGUGACAUCAAGGAGGACUUUGACGACCAUCGCAAGUUUUGGCCCAAGGAGAUCUGGUCGAGGCACGUGGACAACUUUGAGGACCUCUUCAAACCGGAAAACAAGGAGAAGGCUCUGAACUGCAGCUCUGACAUGGUGUUGAAUGCUCUGGACCAUGCCGAUGAAUGCCUGUUUUACCUUGCUGGACUACGGGAGCAGAGCGUUUUCAACUUCUGCGCCAUUCCCCAGUCCAUGGCAAUUGCCACUUUGGACCUGUGCUUCAGGAACCCUGCCAUGUUUGAACGUAACAUCAAAAUCUCAAAGGGCCAAGCAUGCGGCUUGAUGAUCCAGUCAACUCAAAACUUGCGGUUGGUGACUGAAGUGUUCCGAAAGCAUAUCCAUUCGAUUCGAAAGAAGAAUCGACCGGAAGAUCCCAAUUACCUGAAAAUCAGCAUCGCGAUUGGCAAAAUCGAGCAAUUUAUUGAAUCCAUCUUCCCAUCGCAGGAGAAGGAAGAUUUGGUGCGUAAGGCCAAGAUGGAAGAAUCACGUGCUGCCCUCGCCGCGCGUGUGCGGACCCCAGAGGAAACUGCGGCCGAGAGAAAGGACACGUUCAUUCUCAUCGGCGUGGUGUUUGUCAUUCUCUUCAUCCUUACAGGUAGCAUGGUAUUGGUUGCAUGGUUGGCCGGAGCUCGGUUCGAUCUGGCAUUCGAGGAGGUCAAAAAGACUGCCAACCAAGUGCUUAGUGGGAAGUUCCUCACUGGCGUCAAGUCCAAUGGCACCGUGCCGGAUGGCAGCACACAUGGAGAGUUGUAGUCGACCUUAUUAAUCAGAUCACAGGUGCGGCUAUCUGGUCGCGGGAAUACGGGCCAAUGGCCUGAUGUGCAUACUGUAUGUGUACAGUUUUAAUCUCAAUGAUUUUUUUGCUGUGAGAUCCCAAUCAGUUGAGGUGAAGUUGAAUGGCAAAGGUACAUUGCGGUGCCCUCGUGCGUGAGGCUUUGCAGACAACAAAUGGACGGCUUGCCAAAGUUGAAGCCCACCCCGGAUUUAUCAAUAUCGUGAACAGUUGAUUCAGCACGGAUGUCAAAUUGCAACUCAGUUCUUUUCCGUGACUGUUGUUGUGCCGAAGAUGUGCUUAAAACGAGAAAGUUUCUUUCAUUGCUCGAAACUCGAGAUCAGCAGGCCGGAGAUCAUUCUCUGAUGUGCUCGUCACUCUUGUGGAGCGUACAAUCCGCAGACCAAACCGACGGAGUCCUUAGCAUGCUGUGCUUGGCUCAGUGGAGCUUUGUGCGGGAGAAGGCACUCUGAGAGAAGUAUCUUUAAAGCACUUGGGAUUCUCCUCUCUUCUCCCGGCGCGCCCACAUAUACUGCAGCUGCAGCACAGGGAAGGCAGUUAGGUUCGACUAAAGCCCAGUCACCUGCAGGAAGGUACCUAGUACAGUGUCUAUGAGUAGACGAAAGGCAAUGCAGCUCGGAGGCAAGGCACGCAGAUGCACGCAGGCACAGCAUGUCAGUCAUCCGAGCCAUGCAACUGCCAUUUCUAUUUCUCCUUGCUCCCGUACAUACCCGUUCUCGUUUUUCCACGCUCUCUAACAGGACAUGUGAAAUUCGUUCAACCACCCCUCUCACGGUAAAGCCACUCGAAGGUGACUAGGAUGACUUGGAUAGCACUGAUGGGUAAGUGUUUGGGCUUAAUCUCACGACCAAUGGUACCCAUCCGAAGUGCCCAGCGU